GCCCUCGUCGAUUUCUUGUUGUCCUUCGGGGUUGAGACCCCAGGAGUAUCGUCUCGCCACAAUCAAUUUGGGGAAUAAUGAUGGAAAGAAUUUAUCCGAGGCGCGCCAAUUCCGCUCGAAAGAAAUCACGAAAUCGAAUGUGGUCGACGAUAUGGUGGCUUCGAAUAAGAUUUUGUAUCCGGACAACAAGAAGCCCGAUCAUACUGUUGUUAUCAAAUACGUGCCAUUUGUCGGAGAUUCGAAGCGAGCCAUGGACGAAUAUGUGUGUUCGAUUUUCAUGGGAGGCCGCCAGACAUUUGUCAUUCACAAUACAUGCGAGGAUUCCCUGCUCGCCACCCCGUUGAUCUACGACCUGGCCAUCCUCACCGAGCUGGCCACCCGAAUUCAAUAUUCCGUCAAUGGACGAGGAUACGAGCAAUUCAACGAGGUUCUCUCAAUCCUAUCCCUCCUCCUGAAGGCUCCAAUGGUCCCUGCGGGUACCCCCGUUUCGAACGCUUUCAUGCGCCAAUUCGCCGCCGUCUCCAAGCUGAUCGCCGCUUGCGCAGGAAUCGCCUCGGACGCGGAUCUGCAGCUCGAAUUCUUCACCACCCUCAACAAGGCAAAAUGC
Messenger RNA from Mesorhabditis spiculigera, 607 nucleotides. Lineage: Eukaryota; Metazoa; Nematoda; Chromadorea; Rhabditida; Rhabditidae. The record is from the annotation of a GenBank genome assembly.